Molecule: messenger RNA, 627 nt
Organism: Vollenhovia emeryi
Lineage: Eukaryota; Metazoa; Arthropoda; Insecta; Hymenoptera; Formicidae
Gene: mRpL23
Product: probable 39S ribosomal protein L23, mitochondrial
Exons: 5
Coding region: 122-565 (147 amino acids)
Biological process (GO): mitochondrial translation
Cellular component (GO): ribosome; mitochondrial large ribosomal subunit
Molecular function (GO): structural constituent of ribosome
Source: RefSeq, a predicted model, not a curated record
AGAGGUAUCAACGCAUAGUACUAUAAAGUUUGAGGUUACUAUUGAGAUUGUUCAGUGAUACCCAGGUCUAUGAGUGAUAUCAUUUAAAUACGAAAAGAACGCAUUAUUAUUCUACAGUACAAUGUCAACACGGUUCUAUCCUGUAUAUCAAAGAGGCAAUCCACAACUAAGGGUUUUUCUACCUAACUUCUGGAUGAAACUAAUCGCGCCUAAAAGGAAGCAGCCACCAAACAUUGUCACGUUUUGUUGUUCCAUGCAAAUGACAGAACAUGACGUAAAGAAUUACUUGGAGAAGAUUUACAAUAUUGAUAUAGUCGAAGUGAGGACAAAAAUAGCUACUGGUAAAUUCGUGAGGGAACGACUACGCAAUUGCAUCAUUAAAGAGGACGACAAGAAAUUUGCCUACGUUGUGCUGCCAAAGACCCAGUCGUUCGAGUUUCCCAACAUGUUUCAGGAAGUAACAGAUGAACUUGAAAAAGAAAGUGUGAAUAUGGCUAAGAAGGAUAUAGAGGACUUCUUGGAACCCAACAAAGCACCUGGAUUGCCUGGUUGGUUUAGGAUCUAGUGUGUACAUAUUUAAGUAUUUGAACAUUUAUAAACAAUAAAACCAGUUGUUAAUAUUCCUGA